GAAGCUUCAGCCCAGUUUCCAAAGAAGCGAAGACCCAGCGAGGACGGUGGGAGGUGGGUGCAUGCCCAGGCAGAGGCUGUUAGAAGCCAGGCGGCUCUAAAAGAGGAAGGAACCCAGCAGUGGGCGGAGCAGUGGGUCGCAAAAGGCGGGAGAAGUUCUAGAAGCUCAGCCCAGUCUCCGGCCGGUGGAGCCCGCCGAGCUAUCCCUGACAUCCCUCGCAGGCUGACUUCCAGCUGCAGGUCUUGGUUCCCUCCGGUUCUCUGCAGUUUCAAAAGUAUCCCUGUGCUCUGAAGAUACGACUCUUGAACCGUUGUGAAACUAGUGUUCUGCCUGAACUGUCUAUUCAUCUUCAAGCCAUCAUGAACCCUAGAAAGCGCAGAUCCCAGAUCGCAUUUGAUAAAGAGAAUUAUAUGAAAAUUGAUCACUAUUUUUCUCAGGUCAAUAAAGAACAAAAGAAUAAUUCGAAUAUUCCUCCGUUGAAGAGAGGCUGUGUAAAAGGUCCAAAAGAUGUAACUAACACCCAGGCUCAAGGGCCCAAAGACCAGACUGGGCCCCCCAAGAAGACAAUUUACAUUACCUUGGGUGUAAACCCCAGGAAGCACAAGCUCACACAUCGCGCAGAGGAGAGCUUCUACGUGGCACUUAACACCCUCAAGGAUGUCAAGAAGGAGAUAGAAACUCAGCAGGGCAAAGAGGUGGUGGCAGUUUUCAGAGAAGGAAUUGAAGGGUACAUAAAUCUUGGAAUGCCCCUCAGCUGCUUCUCUGAGGGCUGCCAUGUGCAAAUCACUUUUGUCCAGAGUAGAAGUAAGCAGAAAGAUGAGAAUCAGGUGUCUGGCCGACACGAAAAGCCAUCCGCCGACUGUGUCAAAUUUUAUAUUCACGCAGUCGGAAAGAGAAAGAAAAGGAUCGUCAAAUGCAGACAUUUUCACAAAGAAGGGUCCAAACUCUGCGUCUAUGCUUUCAAAGGAGAAACCAUCAAGGACGCCCUGUGCAAGGAUGGCCGGUUUCUCUCCUUUCUGGAGAAAGAGGAUUGGAGGCUCAUCAAAAACCUGGACUCCAUUCUAGAAAGCUCACAGACCGUGGAUGACCUGGAAGGCACAGUCUUUGAGGUUGAGGUUGAGAAGAGAAAGAGCUCAGGGGCAGUAGCCGCUCAGAGCUCGGGGUCAGCGGAAGGAAACACCAAUGUGCUGAGAGAGGAAAUUGUGGAUCAGUACCCCCGUUUGAAAAGAGAAAGUGAAAAAAUAAGAGAAAACUUAAGGAAAGAAAUGAAAAAUAAAAAAAUCAAAACAUUUUUUAAGUUGCUUGAAGUAAAGUUUGGGAAAAUGACAAGAAACUCCACCCCAAUCAGAGUGCACGACUUUCUUUCUCUUGCCGGUGCCUCCGUGGGGCACCUGUCCUGGGACCGAAAUGGAAAUGGGGGUUAUGCCACCUGCUUUGUUUUCAAAGACUUGUUCGUUUUCACCUGUCGGCAUGUAAUAAGUGACUUCAUGGGAAAAGGAAUAGAGCCAAGCAAGUGGGCAGACAUAAUUGGUCAAUGCGCAAGGGUGACAUUUAGUUAUAACAGCGUCUUCCAGAAAGAAGAGAACUGCUUUUCUUUUGAACCGUGGUUUGAGGUAUCUGAUGCAACUCUUGAUUAUGCCGUCCUGAAACUGAAGGCAGAUGGCCAGCGAGUACCUCUGGGACUCUAUAAUAGAAUUGCUUCUGCACCAUCUGAUGGGUUGAUAUAUAUCAUUGGCCAUCCGAAUGGAGAAGAAAAGUCUAGUGAUAAAUGUACUGUGAUCUCUCAGGGUCAGCGAGGAAAGAAAUAUGAGGAACAUCUUCAGGUUGAAGAGGGAGAGGGUUGCAAUUAUGGAAUGAAAUACAUCCAUAUGUACUGUAAAAGAGCCUUCGAGAAAAUAGCUCACAACCCUGAUGUGAUUACCUAUGACACCUCUUUUUACUUUGGGGCUUCUGGCUCCCCAGUGCUUAAUUCAGAAGGUUCGUUGGUGGCCAUGCAUACUGCUGGCUUCACUUGUAAUAAUGAACUUGGGUUAUCAUCUCACCUCAUUGAGUUUGGCUCUACUCUGGAGUCCAUCCUCCAUGAUAUCAAGGAAAAACACGGACAGUGGUACACAGAAGUAUGUAUGAGUCCGCAAGAUGUAGAAAUGGUGAGUGAUGAGGAUUGAGGGUGGUGAGAAUUCAGCUUCUUUACUCACUUUAAGGGAAUUGUUCCAUAUGGGGUGGUUAUUCCAUAAGCAAUGGCGAUCAUGUCCUAAAUUCCAAAAUCGUAAAUUUGAUUUAAAAAGUUAGUUUUAGAACACUUCCUAUGUGCCACUCUUCUUAGCAUGUGAAGACUAUAGCCCUACAAGUGGGCUAUUAUGCCUAUUUUAAAGUUGAGCAACGUCAACAGUGACAAGAUUAGGACACUAAUACUAGUGUAACCCUGUGGGGCGUUUUUUCCCCCAUUUCUUUGUCUUCCCAUAAGUUCAGUUGCUUGAAGGCAGGAUCUAACUCGUGUUCAUCUCAUUAUCCCCAGCAUCUGGAAGAGGCAAAUAAGUGCUUAGAAAAUGUGUGGGUCCAUCAGUAGCAUCAUUUAAGGCUUCUGUUAAGCUUAAUUGAGGAACUAAAUGGUUGGUUGGAAAUAAUCUCAAACAAAAUUUUUAGAAUUUCCAAACUCCUCAUAUUACUAAAGCUCAGGAUACAUGUGUUCUGAAAUUCACAGGGUAAUACCCACUCUUUUUAUAUUAUAGGCUAUUAGGGCAAAGAGACUGUCUUAAAGAUCAUACUAUUUUAUUCAUAUGUCCAUAGUUUUUACCUAAUAACCUUUUUUGUUUUAGGAUCACAUGCACGUUACAAUUAGUUGUUGUGUCUCCUAAGGCUCCUUCCUCAUGGCUGUUGCAGGUUCUCAGGCUUUGACCAGUGACCUUGACAGUUAGGAAAUGUACUGGUGACUUAUUUUGUGGGAUAUCCUUCUAUUGGAAUCUGUCUGGUAAUUAGACUGGGGUGGUGAGGUUUGGAGAGUAAAACCAGAGGGGCACAGUGCCUUUUCACUAUGUCAUAUCAAGGGUACAUAUUAUCCGCCUGAGUUAUGAUUUGGUGUUGGCUUUGAUGCCCUGGCCAAGGUAGUACUUAUAGGUCUCUCUACCAUAAAUUUACUCCUUCCCCCUCCUUUCUAGAAUGCACUUUUUAGAAGGAACUUUUAUUCACAGCCCACACCUAAGGAGUGAGGAGUGUAGAUAGGGAACUCUUAUCUACAUAAUGGAUCCUGCCUGAGAGAUUUGCUUCUUCUCUCCUUUAUUUAUACCAGUGUGGGCUCAUAGGUAUGUGUUGAGUUAUAAUCCAGAUUACUGUGUUUCUCAGAUUUUUCCAACGUUGGUCACUGGGAGCACUUUCAUUUGGCUCUUGUGCCUCCGUUGCCAUAUUCCCAGGAGGGUGUUGUGUUUCUUUCCUGGUUUUUCUAAGCACUUUCUUAUGUUGUGGUCCUACAAGGUGCUCUAGGCUCCUCUUAAUAUUGCCUGUCCCAGUCCCAUCAUCCUCCAUUUCUCCAAGGAGCCCUUGGUUGCUUUUAGUGGAGAAGAGUAUUAGAAACCAAGAUCUGGGCACUAGGUAUAUGAUUUUGCUAGUGGGGUAUUAUUUCUCUUUAUGCCCGCCCCACAGACAAGCAAAGAAUUAUGUGUGUGUCUACUAACUCGUAUAGCCAGCCUCCUUAGCUCAUUCUUGGUUUCACUUUCUGGGGCUUCGGUUACCUGGGGUCAACUGCAGUCUAGAAGCAGAUGAUCUUCCUUCUGUCUUAUCGCCGGAAGGUCAGUGGAAGCCUGACGUUGCAUCACAAAGCCUCUGUCAUCUGCCUCCCUCCAUCUCAUCAGACAGGCAUUUUACCAUCUCACAGCAUCAUAAGAAGGAGAGUCCAAUAUGAUAUUUUGAAGGAUAGAUGGCAUUUACAUAGAUUUUAUUACAGUACCUGGUUAUAAUUGUUUAUUUUAUUAUGAGUUAUUGUUGAUCUCUUAUUGUGCCUAAUUUAUAAAUUAAACUUUUUUAUAGGUGUGUGUGUGUAGGAAAAAACAUAGUACAUAUAGGGUUUGGUCCAUCCCCUAGGGGUUUUGGACGUGUAGGGGUAGAGGGGGGAACUGUUGCCUAUCUGCAAGCAUUUCUUUAAAAAAAUUUUUUUUAAAUGCUUAUUUAUUUUUGGAGAAACAGCAUGAGUGGGGGAGGGGCACA
Suricata suricatta (meerkat) is the source of this 4197-nucleotide messenger RNA. RefSeq names its product family with sequence similarity 111 member A (gene FAM111A). The transcript is spliced from 4 exons. The coding region runs from base 360 to 2165 and encodes 601 amino acids. The record is from RefSeq and is a predicted model, not a curated record. Lineage: Eukaryota; Metazoa; Chordata; Mammalia; Carnivora; Herpestidae.